AUGACGAUUAUCUGCAUCGCGCACAACACCAAGGCGUUCGACGCGCAGUUCAUCCUUUGUUACAUCACGGAAAAACGUGUCGAUUUGGAUCCACGAGUAAUAUUAAACGGGACAAAGAUUGUCGUAUUAACGGCCGGGCGUAUGAAAUUUAGUGACAGUAUCAACUAUAUGCCGAUGCGUUUGUCAGCUGUGCCGAAGAUUUUUGGUUUGCGGGGUGGGGUGGAAAAGGGAUAUUUUCCGCAUUUAUUUAACAUACUCGCGAAUCAGUCGUACGUCGGUCCGUUACCAGCCGUUGAAUAUUACUCGCCGGAUAACCAGAUGCGCGAAAACGCAGUUUUUGACUUUCAACACGAGAUAGUUCGUUAUUGUCGUAACGACGUUGAUAUCUUGCGGGGAGCGUGCAUGGCUUUCCGCAAGAUAUUUCUCGAACGCGGAAGCGUAUGUCCGUUCGAAGAAUGCACGACCAUCGCUUCCACAUGUAUGCGCGUUUUUUGCAAAAACUUUUUACGUGAGGAAGAGAUCGGCGUCAUUCCUCGCAGCAAAUAUCUCCUCGCGGAUACGCAAUCCCGCAAAGCUCUGCAGUGGCUGGUGUGGAAGGAGCGCGAGCUCGGCCGCAUCAUUGUUUACGCGGGUCACGGGCGAGAACAUCGUCUUGCGGAAGUCGGAGGCAUUCCCGUCGACGGGUAUUACAAGACGGCAAACGACCAUCAUCCGAUGCUCGCGGCUGAACCGCUUUCACCGCGUGACGCGUUUUUUGGCGGUCGAACGGAAAACAUCGCGGUUCGGCGCGAAGUUACGGGUACGGAGAAGAUACCUUACGUAGACGUGUGUUCUCUAUACCUUUACGUGUUGAAAACCGACGCUUUCCCAAAUAGACAUCCGAAAAUUCUUGUCGGACAAAAAGAGUGCGCCUUGCUCAUCGGGGCGAUGCCCGGUGUCGAUUUUUCCGCGGUCGAGGAGCUUACACAGUGCUCGCACGAAAAUUCGCGCGAUCGUGAAUUCGAGGGCGUGUGGGUAUCGUGUGAAUUACGCAAAGCUGUAGAAAAGAGUUAUCUCGUGACUGCACAAGAAGCAAGCGGAUGGCCGAGCAAAUGCGUGGACGACCAAUCUAAAGAACGAUAUUUUCGAGAAUACGAAGCAGUCGAGGGUAUUGCUCUAGAUAGAACAAACAUUGCGCAAAAUCCAAAAUUACGCUCGGUUGCAAAGCUGUGCCUUAAUUCGUUUUGGGAAAAAUUCGGACAACAAUUGAACUUGACGAGUACCGAGGUGGCAAAGUCGCAGGAACGUCUCCUAUCGCUAUUGUCAAACCCCGAGCACGAGGUAAUCAAUAUAUUAUCUGUGAAUGACGAGGUAAUAUAUGUUUCGUGGCGAAUGCGGGACAAGGCGGUCGUACCUUCUCCGAUUACCAACGUGAUAAUAGCGGUGUACACGACGGCACAGGCGCGAUUGAGACUGUACGAAUAUUUAGAACGUUUAGGCGAGCGCGUUCUUUAUUAUGAUACAAAUUCGUGUAAUUAUGUGAGCAGCGGAAAACUCGGCAAAUACGAACCGCGUACGGAAAAUUUUCUGGGCGAUAUGACGGACGUGCUUGAAAGCUACGCCCGUGGUAGUUACAUCGAGUCGUUUGUAUCCGGUGGCCCGAAAUUUUAUGCAGCGAUUCGUCUCACCGCGUUUCACGAGGUUGUGACGCGGGACGAAUCAAAAAUCUGCUCGCCGGUUUUGCUGAAGCGUAGAUUUAUCGACGAGCGACGCUCCGUUCCAUAUAGUUACUUAGAAUAA
Messenger RNA from Pseudomyrmex gracilis, 1779 nucleotides. RefSeq lists its product as uncharacterized. Gene Ontology annotation, molecular function: nucleotide binding; DNA binding; DNA-directed DNA polymerase activity. The record is from RefSeq and is a predicted model, not a curated record. The coding region runs from base 1 to 1779 and encodes 592 amino acids. Gene Ontology annotation, biological process: DNA replication. Lineage: Eukaryota; Metazoa; Arthropoda; Insecta; Hymenoptera; Formicidae. The transcript is spliced from 7 exons.